CUCAGCUUAGGCACUUAGCUUGUACAAUCUGCUCGAGCUUUGGGGCCAGAGGAGGAAGAGGCGGAGGCAGCACCAUCAUCAUGGUUGCUGAUCCUGCACGAGUGUAUGUCGUCUCGGGUGGAUCGUCGGGGAGGGACAAUACCAAUGCAUCUUCCAACUCUACCUCCCUGCCUGACCUCCUGCGACGACAAGGAUCCUCCAACAAGCGCUCAAAGCGGCCCUCGUCAAAGUCUAAAGCAUCUCUGGCACGUGAUGCAGAGCUCGCGAAGAUCGAGCUGAUUCAGGAUUUUGAAUUUCCAGAAGCGAGCAACAGGGUCACCACCAGCAAUGAUGGCCAAUUUGUCGUGGCGACGGGGACGUACAAACCUCAGAUUCGCGUUUGGGAGUGCGAUCAACUCAGCUUGAAGUUUGAGCGGCACACAGAGGCAGAGAACGUCGACUUUCUGCUCCUCUCGGACGACUGGACCAAGUCCUUACAUCUGCAAAGCGACAGGUCUGUCGAACUCCACUCGCAAGGCGGCACAUAUGCACGAGUACGAAUACCCAAGUUUGGUCGAGCAUUGGGGUAUCACUUCCCCUCUGCUGACGCGAUCGUCGGUGCGGUAGGCAACGAAGUCUACCGGCUGAAUCUUGAUCAAGGGCGUUUCCUUGCCCCCUUUGUUCUCGAAGGUUUCGGCAGCAGUGCAGCGGCUGGAGUGGGCGGUGAAGUACUUGGUGUCAACAGCGUCGACGUCAACCCAGCACAUGGGCUGCUUGCUUUCGGCACCGACGGCGCAGGCAUCGUCGAACUCUGGGAUCCGCGAUGGCGACGCAAAGUGGGAGCGCUGAGUGUGGCUACGCGAACCGUGCUUGACUCAGCUUGGCAUUCCACGCGCUCCGCACUGCCUGGAAUUUUCGAUUCGAAGAAAGAAGCGAACGCCGCUGCGUCAGGGUUAUCCGUCACAGCACUCAGCAGCGCGCAAGAUGGCCUCAACAUGGCAGUCGGCACGUCCACUGGACAUGUAUUGCUCUACGAUCUGAGAAUGGCGCGAGCAUACUCCACCAAAGACCAGGGGUUCAGCUUACCCAUCAAGUCCCUCUGCUGGCCCGGUGACCGCUCUUCAAAGUCCUACUAUGGAGGCGCGCGCCAAGUCGCCGGGACGCGAGCCGAGGCGGAGGGGACAGUGCUCAGUGCGGACGCCAAGGUAGUCAAGGUCUGGAAGAAAGAGACGCCCGGCGAGAACGUUGUGACUAUCACGCCGCCCUCUUCAGCGGCAGAUCUCAACGACAUUCACCAGGUCCCCGGCACUGGUCUGCUAUUGGCCGCUGUCGAGGGAACGCAGAUGGCAGCAUGGUACGUGCCGACGCUCGGCCCUGCGCCUCGAUGGUGCAACUUCAUCGACACACUUACCGACGAGAUGGACGGCGACGUGAGCGGCGCUGGCGCGCGUGGCGUGUACGAGGACUUCAAGUUCGUCGAUAAGGCUGAACUCAAGCGUCUCGGCAUGGAUAACCUCAUUGGCACGGAUCUACUAAGGCCCUAUAUGCACGGCUACUUCGUCGCCCUUGGCCUAUACGAGAAAGCACGACUGGUCGCGAACCCAACAGCAUACGCCGAUGCGCGCGAGAGAGCAAUCAAGACCAAGCUUGAGAAGGAGGCCGAGUCGCGUAUCCGUGGCGCCGGAAAGACUGCCGCAGCUAGCAAGCUCAGCGCCAAUGUCAAGGUCAACAAGGAUCUCGCCGCCAAACUCGAGAAGCAAAGGGCGCGUGCAGAGGCGCGACGGGCCAAAGCGGCUACUGACCCGGCGGGAGAGGCCUCUGUGGAGGUUUCACAGAGCGGCAAGGCCGCGUCUGCAAACCUGCUGGACGAUGCCCGUUUCAAGGCCCUCUUCACCAAUCCCGAGUUUCAAGUCGACACCACGAGCAGGGAGUAUGCCUUACUCAACCCGAGCACGGUGGCGCGGGAGGCGUUCAAUCUCGAUCGGGCGGGAGACGCAGAGAAAGUUCCGCGGAAGCGAACUGCUGUCGAGGAAGAAGAGCUCGAGGCUGAGAAUGACACCGAUUCCUCGAUGUCAAACCGAGACAGCGAGGAGGACGACGAUCAAGACGAUGAUAGCGAAGCUGACAGCAGCGAUGCAGGGGAUCUGCGCGACGUCGAGAUGCCGAGCAAGAGGAGGAUACCAGCUCAAUCCAGUGCCCCAGCCACUCUCCUGCGCGAUAAUGUCAAGCGCGGGGGUGUUCGCUUGCACAACGGUGACGACGGAGAUGUGGCAGAUGCCUUUAAUCCGGGUGGCUCGCGCCGGCAGUCGUUCCAGGAGCGCAUGAAAGCUCGCAACAAUUCCCGUCACUCUAGCUCGCAGAGCUCCAUCUGGCGUCAAAAGGACAAGGACCAAGGCGAAGAUGGCGGUGGCGAAAUCACCUGGAUGCCGAUGGACGGCGGAUCCAAGGGUACCAGAUGCGGCAAUGACGCGCGACAGGACACGCGCUCAAACGGACGAGGCACAAAGCAAAAGCAAGGCGAAACAUUCGGCGCAGGGCUUUCCAAGGGCGCUGGGUCAGAAGAGGGCAUGGGUGUUGAUACUCUGUCAGAAGAUGCUAGAUUUGGCAGGACGCAUCGCAGGCACACGAGCCGUAGUGCGAGCAAGAAUGCUUUACGGAGAUGAAUCUUUCUGCUGUUUUUGCUUACCGUCACAUACGUAUUUGCCACUGUAUCAUAUCUAUCACGCAUGCAUGUUAAGACAACG
Messenger RNA from Tilletiaria anomala UBC 951, 2723 nucleotides. RefSeq lists its product as uncharacterized. The record is from RefSeq and is a predicted model, not a curated record. Gene Ontology annotation, cellular component: 90S preribosome; nucleus; small-subunit processome. Gene Ontology annotation, biological process: maturation of SSU-rRNA from tricistronic rRNA transcript (SSU-rRNA, 5.8S rRNA, LSU-rRNA). The transcript has 2 exons. Gene Ontology annotation, molecular function: protein binding. The coding region runs from base 81 to 2642 and encodes 853 amino acids. NCBI's taxonomy places the organism in Eukaryota, Fungi, Basidiomycota, Exobasidiomycetes, Georgefischeriales, Tilletiariaceae.